Molecule: messenger RNA, 2186 nt
Organism: Macrosteles quadrilineatus (aster leafhopper)
Lineage: Eukaryota; Metazoa; Arthropoda; Insecta; Hemiptera; Cicadellidae
Product: junctional adhesion molecule 2A-like
Exons: 8
Coding region: 112-1065 (317 amino acids)
Source: RefSeq, a predicted model, not a curated record
UCACGUCCUAUAACAUUGCGUUUCCCUUUGUGCGAUGUAGUUUGAAAACUAUUUAAUUAUUUUAAUUCCAGUCGAGUUUAUAUCGCGAGUCUGAAAUAAAUAAUAGUUGAAAUGAGGUUUCUUCUGCUUUUUGUCUUUGGGAGUUUCGCCACUUCAUCAGUUGCGCUGAGUCAAGUGCGAGUGAAAGUACCAGACGCAGUGCUGUAUGGAGAGCCGGCAGUGCUCCAUUGUUUCUACGAUCUUGAGACUGAUUCGCUAUACUCCGUCAAGUGGUACAAGGGCCAGCAAGAAUUCUACAGGUUUACUCCCAGAGAGAACCCUCCUGUGAAGAUAUUUCCCAUACAUGGAAUGCCUCAACUGCAAGUCCAGGAGGUCAAGUCUAAUGCCACCCAGGUGACGCUUCGCAAGGUGUUGCCAGUUAUGUCCGGCCACUACAGCUGUGAAGUGUCAGCUGAUGCUCCGUCCUUCCAAACUGCUUUGGUCACCGGCAAAAUGAAAGUCGUCACUCCACCUCGACACUCGCCCUCCCUGCAUGGUUUGAGGCCGAGGUACAGAGUCGGGGAAAGACUCAGGGUCAACUGUACAUCAGCUGAGAGUCUUCCAGCUGCCAACCUAUCUUGGCUCAUCAAUGGACAUCAGGUGGAUGAACGACAUGCCAGAGUUUAUCACACAGUUAGUGGUGGACUGGGAGACCUGGAGACUGUGACUAGCAUACUUGAAAAGUCUCUGGUAUCACAAGACUUCAACAGCAAUAGUAGACUAAAAAUUCGCUGCACUGCCAGUAUACUGAGCGUGUAUUGGAAAACAACAGAAAAAAGUGCAGAGUUAGAGAGGCCAAAAGAUCCCCGAAAGGAACAUCAGCCACAACAUUCACAACCGAGCGUUCUGCUGAACCUUAAAACUGAUGUCGGGACCAUAGCUGAUGUCAUGGAACAUGAACCUACAAGAGUGACUGUAUUCCAGUCUUCUAGUGGAUGCAUUCUCACCCCUUUUGUCUUAUGGCAACUCCUCAACUCUAUCUCUUGGACAAUUCGCAUGUUCCAAUACAGUUUUACGCUGACAUAAGACUUGAUUCUUAUGAUUUUGUUGUACCUGUGAUGUGUAGAGUAAAGACUGUUAGAUGAAAACGUCGUUGAUGUUAACAUUAGUAAAUAUUGCUUUGCCAGCUAUUUUUCCAGUAAAAAAAUUGACUUGUGUUCAGUGCCGGAUUUACCAUCAUGCCAACUGCGCCACAAGUGAAAGUGUAAUAGCCAACUGCAAAAGGGCAACUGAGCCGCAGUGUUUUGUACAAAAACUAUUUUCUUCAAAAGUUUUAUUUUCAAAGAUUAAUAAUUGGACACGGUGCGGACAGCGAUGAUGAUGAUUGUCGAAGAUGUUCAAGAUUUCACCGCGGUUGCAAGGGAAGUCCACCUAAGGAGUAGGGGUCAGAUUAAUUUGGCUUAAGGCUGCAAGUACCCUAAAUCCGGCACUGCUGCUUGUGUACAUUGUGAGCUAAGGGUCAUUUCAAUGUGUUCUAUGUGUGUAAAAACUAACCCGAUCGAAAAUUGUUGUCAUUGAAUGUUGAAUGUAGCUUAUUGAAUUCAAAAUAUUUGAAUUUUAUGGUAAUAACAUUGAGUGUAAUAAAAUACUAUUUUGAGCCAAAAAGAUAUUCAAAGUUUAAAAAUUAAAUAAUAAUGUAAUAUUUUAAAAGCAUUUGAAGCAAACAAAGGCCAAAAGCUUUCUAGUUAAUUAAUGGCAAAAUGUGUAUUACUUUGCAGUAUUAUUGGUAAACUUAUAGGAAACAGGGGAAUUUUGAACUAUGAAGUAUUCUGAAUGACUUUGUGUGAUGUAUGUUUACUACAUUGAAAUGUAUGUGAGAAUGAAAUAAGACUGAUAUUUAUGAUUGUAACCGAUGCAUGUAAAAAAAUUUACUACUAUUUAUUUACCACUAUAUAACUUGAGCAGUGUAUUAAUAUAAGUGUGACAAUAUCAGUAUCUUGUAUGUAAUGAAUAGUAGUCCUUCAGAUGACAUUAAGCACUCAAUCAAGAAAAUAUGAUAUAGGAUGGAAUUUUUAAUGGAUUUUUAUGAUGAUGAAAUAUCUGUAAGUGCCACUAUAAUAGUUUUGUUAACUUUUUACUAAUAUGAACAAUACUUUUUAGCACAUUAAAUCAUGGAAUGAAAAGAUCAGUGCAUUAUAUGUCAAUUA